CUGCUAUCAGCAUUCUAAACACAAAUUGAUUGACGUCUUAUUUCACCGGCCAUCGGGCGAUAGGACCCAGUACAUGUUAGCGAGAGGCGCCUAGCCGGGAAGCGGACACCGUGAGACAGAUACGAACAAAGGAAGGAUUUGAAUUGAAAUGAUGGUGAAUGAAAUCCAAAGAGGAGAACAUAGGGAUUAAACAACAAAAAAACCCCGAGAGCUACGGACAAGCGAGAGGGGGAGAGAAGACAGACAACAGGGAAAAACGAAAACUGCCAAGAAGAAAAAAUAUUAUUCAGUUUAAAAACACAGGGAUUUUAAAAACACUUCUUGUGAUAAUAAGUAUUAUUAUUAUAGUUAUUUCAAACAGUCACUCAAAAGCUAAACAGCUUGUUUGCUUUUUUAUUUAUUUUUUAAUUAUAAUUACACACAGAAAAGGGUUUUUUUAGUGGGUAGUGAAAGAUGUAGGUAGAAAACAAAGGUAAAUUAAAUUAUAAUGGACUGGUGUGGAUUUAUAUGUUAGGGUUGGUUCUUUCACAGCGCACGGGAAACCACUUUAAGGAGACAGCACGGGUCGCCGAGUCAGUCUGAGUGAAUGACAAAGUACUGCAACUAUUGUACACAGAGAAAGCCCGUUUCCGAAUUAGCAUUAACCCCAAUGAGUUCAGUUGGAGCGUCGUAGCGUUAACAGCGAACAGACAACCAACAACCAACCAACACCACAAGACUGACUGUUCGAGACUCCAAGAAAAAUAAAAAAGGUUGAAACCAGUAAAAAACACUUCUCUGCAUUGGAACAAGUUGCUUAUACAGUUUACAAAAUAAUAAUAAAUACAAAAAAAUAUAUAUUGUAAUAGCACAGUGUUCUGCAGACAACUGUAUCGUUUAAGCUGAAGAUGUAUUUUAACCGGAAAGAAAGCAUUGAUUGAGAGUAAAAUAGGCUAGUGAUAUAAUUCUUGUAAAUAUUGCACAGAAUUAAAAUCAACGGAAUGAACAGCAGCAAAACGAAGAAUGUGUAGACUAUUGAAAUGAACUUUUACAAAUGUACAUUUAAUGAAAAUAAUAACUGUCGCAGUUCGGAGCAGUGUGACCUGCCAUAUCACAACUAUACAGGUGUCAUUGGGUCCACAAGUGAUUUGCUAUUUAUUUAAACCAUCCCUGAGACGGAAAGAUAAGGGGAGCGCAGCGAGUCUUGUAGCCGGAAAACAGUGCCUCGGCGCCGGGAGUGGAUGCAGGACCAUGCGGGAGAAAGACAGCACGCCAAUAGUGCGAAGAUGAGCCAGUCCCCGGCUAGAGGGUCUUCCCCAGGUAAAGUGAGGUGCUGUGGGGUGCCUGUCGAGGACUUUCAGGCCCUGGCCAUUAACUCCAUCUCUGCAGGCGACAUUCACAAGCACUAUGAGCCUAUCCGUGAGCUGGGAAAGGGCACCUAUGGCAAGGUGGACCUGGUGGCACACCGUACUCAAGGUACGAAGUUGGCUCUGAAGUAUGUGAAUAAGAGCAAAACAAAGUUGAAGAGUUUCCUGCGGGAAUACAGCAUCACUAGCAGCCUGGGCGCGAGCCCCUUUAUCAUCAAGGUGCUGGAUGUGCUCUUUGAGACUGAGGACUGCUACGUCUUCGGGCAGGAGUAUGCACCUGCUGGGGAUCUCUUUGACAUCAUCCCUCCACAGGUGGGGCUGCCAGAGGAGAUGGUGAAGCGCUGUAUGCAACAACUGGGCCUGGCUCUGGACUUCCUGCACUGCAAGAGCUUGGUGCACCGUGACGUCAAACCAGAGAAUGUACUGCUGUUCGACCAUGAGUGCCGGCGAGUCAAGCUGGCCGACUUUGGAAUGACCAGGCGAGUGGGCUGCAGGGUGAAGCGCAUCAGCGGGACCAUUCCUUACACCGCACCUGAAGUGUGCCAAGCCAGCCGGACAGAGGGCUUUGUCGUGGAUUGCAGCCUAGACGUCUGGGCCUUCGGGGUUCUCAUCUUCUGCAUGCUGACUGGCAAUUUCCCAUGGGAGGCGGCUCUGCCCUCCGACGCCUUUUACGAAGAGUUCUGCCGCUGGCAGCGGGGAUCCUUCCGGCCGGGCACCUUCCCCUCGCAGUGGCGUCGAUUCACGGAUGACGCCCUACGCAUGUUCCAACGGCUCUUGGCAGUGGAGUUGGAGAAGCGGUGUGCCGUGAAAGACGUCUUCUUCUUCAUCAAGUAUGAGCUGAUGUGUGAGCUCCGGCGCAGACCCUCCUGCCGGGGGAGGAAAGGUGAGCGGGGGAGCAAUAGCCGCUCCAGAACCGGGCACAGACACUCCGAAGCCUCAGGCAGCGGUCACUCCUCCUCAUCAUCCUCCUCCUCCGCCUGCCUCCACCCGACACCCCUCAAACGAAGUGGGGUUCACUCCGACGGACACUCCUCCAGACUGGGUUCUGAGUCUGGCCUGUCUGGCCCUUCUGGUCGGCAGGAAAAGGGAAAAGGGCAGCUGGUGAUGGCCACUGCUAUUGAAAUCUGUGUCUGACCCCAAGGCUAGGGUCUGUGUAUGUGUGAGUGUGUGUGUGCUGAGCAAGGAGCGAACUGUAAAUAGGAAAUAAGAGCACCAUCUUCAGGGACGGUUACAGGGUAUUGUGGUGUUGGCAUCUAGGACAGUUGAUGACAUUCUAGGAGUAUCUCUACAUAAACCAAUAAUACCUAUUUCAAAUUCUCGGAUUAUAAACCAUUGCCUCGCUUCUUACCGGAUUUUAGAAAAUAGACUUCAGGGUAUUGACGCUUAGGUAUUUGUUACAUAAAGCUUUUUUUGGACUAAUAUGGACCAUUGCCAGAGUCAUUCCAUAGCAAAAUGGACUUGAUAUCUCUCUCGAUGACAGUACAUUUCUGUUACUGAGCUCAGCCUGAAUAAAGGUCUUGUAUUCAAGAUUUACUGAUUUUCACACACUCUCAGUGACAUGAAUACUGUGGAAUGCCUGCUGUAGAAGACACAAAGCACCAAGAAUAUGCUUUAUAUGUACACCAAGUAGUUCUGGGUGUUUACUCUUUCCUUUCAGUGCUUUUUGCCCUUGGUUUUUCUGUUCUUCUGUGUCGAGCUCAGUAGCUGUUCCACUGGCACAAAGAGUGGUGCCACACUGACUUCCUUGGUUCCUGUUCCCUUGGAAACCAAGGGACGAAUGAGACUGAAUAAGUAACUGAAGGGGACAAUAUGUGUUACUGUGCUAGCCUUUCACUUGGCUUGGGUUCUGAUCCGUUUGUGUUUUUUUGGUGCUUUAGUGAGCAGUAGUCAACACAGCAAAACCAGUACACAAUUUAGCACAAUUGGCUCCUGCUCCAUAGCCCACAAAUAUACUGGUCCCUCCCAUGUGGAGUAACAGCAUUGCUACUGCGUGUGUUGUCCUCUUGGAACUAUUAAGUACUAAACAAGUUUUUAGUUUCCACCGCAAAUUUUCUCAUGAGCACAAAAACAAAAUCCCUACAAAAAACAUGAAAUCUGAGAACAAGUACAGCUUCACCGGGCUUCAGUUUAAACCAACGUCACUGCAGUAUCAACUGCCAGACCUGGUUAGUUAAGUGUCUGAAGUCUUGAAGUUCUCAACUACGUCAGCAGCUCAUAUUUACUAAAAAACAAACUUCUUAAUACUUACAAACUGCUUAGCUUGUUUUCAAGAGUGACAGAAAUCCAGAGACUGCGCUCUGUCUGUAGAGGAUGCAGAGGUGUAGAGACUCUCCUGGGGUGCUGGGACCUACUGCACUGAAGAACUGCCUUCUCAAGCAAACUGACUUCAGGGUGAUGCCCUGUCCCUUCUUUGGAAAGAACUGUUAGCAGCUGGUUAUGUAAAGACUUUUUUGUUGACUAAGAAGUGGCAAUAAAAACAAAGAAGAAGCAGUAGAUAAUACUUGUAAAACUGUUGUCAACAUCCCCACUGCACAUCCUUGCUGUUCAUUCAAAAACCUCCCAGUUCAUAGUGUCUGGGUAGCACAGACAGCAGGCUAAGUCGCUAGCCUUUUUCAUCGGUUUUAAUUCAGGUGCUGAGGCUCAAGUGGAAUAAGUUGGUGGUCUUCUUCUCUAGUCUGCAUCACAAAAACACCACACAAUUUGGGAUGAUUCAGAACAAUGUUUCAUAUUCUGUUCUCAGAUAUUACACAGUCAAGAAAGAGAGGUGCAUUAUUUGUGUAUAUUUGAGUCCCAUAUUGGAGUCCCACUCAUGUCAGUUUCAAUGGACUGAGCCAACGUUAUGCAAACCUCUUAGUUAUGUUUAUGAAACUGGAGUAGUAAAUCUUUUACUUGGGCCCCUGACAUGGGGAUUCCACUUAUAGUAAAACCUGUCAUUCUUGAAACGAGAGGUACCAUUUAUUUUUCUGUCUAAAGAGAAUUUGAAGGAGCAGCCAUGCCAUGCAGCUCUUUCUGUGUGGAUAAGCGUUGCAGACAGAACUCAGUGACAGUGUGAAGUGACCUUAGAAUCUCGCCACUCGGGCGAAUCUCACACCAACUCAACUUUCAAAAGAAAAAGAAAAAAGAAAAGAAAAAAAAUACUGCAGGGAACAGAAACUGUAUAAUCUUUUAAAGUAAGUUAGUAUAGAGUGGUUAUUAAGUCUGUAGAGCAAUGAAACAAGUGGAGACACCAAAUCAUGGACAACAAGGCUAGCACUACCACCACAAGCCUAAAAUGGUCACCAUUGGCCUCAAGCGAUUGCAUCUUUGAAGGAGAAUGAAGGAAUUCCAAUUUCCACACUUCUUGAUGGAUGAUGUCCUUUAUUUUGGUUGCAAAUAUAUAUCUGUUUCAAAGCAGAAGUCCAAGCAGACUUUAUAACCACCCUUUAGAAAAAUAAGCCUAGGCAAAUGUACUUUUUGUGACCAAUUGUACUGUAGUAUGCAAACAAAAAAGCAAAAGUUCAUGGAAAGAGAGAGGGGGGUGGUGCUGCAGAGCAAGCAAGGACUCUUUAUAGACCUGAACUGAAAGUGUUUAGUGGGUUAGGCUAUUUUAAGUUUUUGUGUUCUGUAGAAUAAAAGCAGGGUUUGUUGUUAGAAAAUGUCUGUAGCACAUUAUAAUAAAAAUAUAGAAAAUACAUUUAAAAAACCAACUGAAAGAAGUCACUAGGCUCUUUAGAAUAGGUCUAUAGCUGCCCAGUGGGCCAGGAACAGGUGGACAGCUGUUUAAGUAGAACAGGGUGGCUCCCUGUUUGGCAGGGAAGAAGUUCAUAUUGCAAUAUAGAAUAUUUACUGAUACAUUCUCAUGAAAUUACGUUAAUUCAGUAUAACACUGUGUAUCAAGCCUGAACAUAUAUUAAAUAUUUUCUGAGACUAUACACACUGUUCUGUACACUGCAUUCCAUUGCUGAACAGUACUGUCUAGAAAUUGUUAACAGUACUGUAUAUUUGCGCUAUGCAUUUAUUCUAGAUAUUCAUCCAUUAUUGUCAAGCUUCUUAGGACAGACUAUACACUGAUGUCCUGUAACAGAUAUUUGAAUGCAUGCACUCCCUUAUAAAAAUUUUCCACAGUAACAGCAAAGUGUAGUAAAGCCUAGUAAAAGCAUGGUAAAGCAUAGGUUAGCACUGUAAAGUCCAGAGAGGUAUAGUAAAGUAUAUUACUAUGAUAAGUACAUAGUAUAAUCAUGCGAAAAGGAGGAACAGUGUAAAAUUACCGUGCAUAUUUACCAUGGUAAACUGUUAGGGCUGUGCACUUUAUUGAUGUCUGUCUCGUGUCAUUCAGACAUGUCUCUGUGUGUGACUGAUGAUUGAGGGAGUGGUGUACUUUAAAUAUACUGCAGAGCAUUGUACUGUACAUCUAUUCAGGUUUCCACAUUGUAUGCACUUGCCACACACCUGGCCUGCUCUUGGGGUCUUAUUUUUUUGUUUCGGGGAAAAAAAAAAAAAGCUGGUUAAAAGAAGAACGUUAUUUUGUCCCGCUGCUUAAAGGACAUUCUGGUUGACAGUAUGCCCUUCAGAGAAAAUAACCAUUUGGUGCACAUCUCCAGCUCUUCUCUGUCACAUUGUAUUUGAUACCUGGCUGGGCAGUCUGUCUUUAAUGUUGGUUCACUGGGAAUAGCAGCAUGAGAUUUAAAGAUCUCUCUGGCUCGUAAGAACGAGGAGGGGGGAGGGUAAUAACUAUGUCGAGAUCAGAAGAUAAAUGAUCUCAGGAUCUCGACAUUUCAAACCGCUAUGUUGAGAUCACAAGACAUGUUCUCAAUCAACCCCCAUAUCUUACACACAAAAAAUCAUCUUCAUAUAGAACACUGUAGACAAGCAGCAACUGAUUAUUUUCCCUGCUUUAUCCCAGCCUAUUCAGACUAUCCCUUGUCCACCUGUCCUAUCCCCCAGGCUUUAGGAAUACUAUUGCUGCCUUAGUUUGUUAAUGUUUCUCAUAGUGCAAUAAUGUAGAGAUUUUAAAUAUGUUACAUUGCUAUACUGUUUACCUCAGAUAUGUCCUGAUGUAUAAAUUCACAAUUAGUUUUCCACCUGUGUAUGUGUGUAUAUAUAAUAUACACACACACAUAAAACGGUUAUACAGGGCUUUGUUUUGUUCCAGAUGUUGUGUAUGUUGUCCAGUGUUUUCUUUUAUUUGUUAAAGGUGUACUAUUUCCUUAGGUAAGAAUUAAAAUUAUAAUAUUUA
Molecule: messenger RNA, 6561 nt
Organism: Polyodon spathula (Mississippi paddlefish)
Lineage: Eukaryota; Metazoa; Chordata; Actinopteri; Acipenseriformes; Polyodontidae
Gene: sbk1
Product: SH3 domain binding kinase 1
Exons: 4
Coding region: 1221-2480 (419 amino acids)
Biological process (GO): peptidyl-threonine phosphorylation; peptidyl-serine phosphorylation
Molecular function (GO): ATP binding; protein serine/threonine kinase activity
Source: RefSeq, a predicted model, not a curated record